Molecule: messenger RNA, 5002 nt
Organism: Pseudonaja textilis
Lineage: Eukaryota; Metazoa; Chordata; Lepidosauria; Squamata; Elapidae
Source: RefSeq, a predicted model, not a curated record
AUGCAAAAUGCACCUGUGGUGUCUGCUUCCCUGCUCAGGGCUUACUUUAAGUCGAAGUUGGAAGACAGGAAGAGCCAGUUCAAGGUCUCUGCAAAAGGUCAGAAGAUGGCUGCCUCCUUCAAAGAGGGAUCUGCAGAACUGCACGAAAGCAUCACUAAUUUCUUAGGGACACGUGAGUUUCUUUUACUGGAUGCUCGGUUCCACAUCAAGUCCAAAGUAGAGGAAAUUGUCAUGGUUUUGAUGCCGUGGCGAGCAUUGGUGGUGAUGGCAAAGCUUCCACUCAAGGUCCAAGUUAGCUUCAGCUUCCUAGCUGUACAGUUGAUCAAACUGAGAGAAGCUAAAAAGGUUGUCAUAGAAACGGAUACUUCUUCCUUCGAGCUUGACUUCCUGUCAUCAGACGAUCUGGAACAUGCGGUCAGCCACAUGAUCACAUCACUCAAAAAGGUUUUUCCAGGAUCCUCACCUGGAGAUCUCCUCCAGAACGCCCCUCCCAGCUUGCUUGCGAGAAUUCAAGGGACGACCGAUUCCUUGGAAGAAGCAUGGAAAGAAAGUCCUUGCGGUGGAUUUUCUGAGACCUACGCUGCCCUCUGCGAUUACAGUGGGCUUUCUAUCCGAGAGGAAGUCCAAUGGGAUGUGGAUAAUAUUUAUCGUGCCCAGGGAUGCAGAGAAUUCAACCUGUUGGAUUUCAACCACCUGCCCAGCCAAGAUAUUGCCCUUUGUGUGGCCAGCUUAUCGUUCAAUCAAUGGUUUACAAAGCUACAUUGCAAAGACUUCAAACUGAAUCAGGUUAUUUUGGAGGAGAUCCUUCUGGCCCUAAGAAAAUCGGUCACUUUGGAAGAAUUGGAACUGGAAAACUGUGGCUUAAAAUGUGACUUUGCUCAGCAGAUGGCCCUUGUCCUUCAAGAAUAUCCAGACUGUGCUUUAAACAGCCUUAAUCUCUCUAGAAACCUCCUGGAGGACCGAGGUAUAAUUGCUCUAAGUCAGAUCUUCGAUCAAGGGAACAAGGGUUUCCGGUCCCUGAACAUCGCAAGGACUUCUGUCACUCAGAAAGGAAUGAUGGCCUUAUGUCAAUCCUUCGUCAACAAUGGACAAUUCAGAACCAGCCUAUCCCAUCUGGACCUCUCUGGAAAUCCAGGAAGUUUGUUGGCUGAAGGUGGAAAUGGUUUGUUUUCCUUCCUGAGUCAGCCAAAUGCUCUGGGUCAUCUUGAUCUCUCUGGGUCAGACUGUGCCCUGGAUAUGCUCUUUGGUGCCUUGGCUGGUGGAUGUUGUGUAAACCUGACUCAUCUGAAUGUCUGCAAGAACGUUUACUCUCACAAAAAAUCCAGAGGUGAUCCUUUUGCAAUCGGCCAGUUCUUCAGCCAGGCCUCUGCCCUACAAGAGGUUUCCAUGUCUGGAACCAAGCUUCCUCCAGAGGCUUUAAGAGCUUUGCUUCAGGCUUUAGCCAACAACACCCAACUGGAGAACCUGCACCUGGACCUCAGUAGCUGUGAGCUGAGAUCAGCAGGAGCCCAAGUGAUCCAGGAUCUGAUAUCAGAUGCCAGUUCAAUCCGUGACUUGAAUUUGUCAGACAACGGCUUUGAUUCUGACAUGGUGACUCUGGUUUUGAGCCUCAACCGAAGCAAAUCCAUUAAACAUGUCGCGUUAGGGAAGAACUUUAACAUCCAAUCUAGAGAGACCCUAGUUGACACCUUGCACCGGAUUGUUCAACUCACUCAGGAUGAAGAUUGUUCAAUUGAAUCUGUAUCAGUGGCCGAAUCGCGCCUGAAGCUGAGAACUGGCAUUCUCUUUCAUGGUUUAGGAAGCAGCAGCCAUCUUGUGGCCUUGGAUAUCAGCGGAAAUGCCAUGGGAGACCUGGGUGCCAAAAUACUGGCCAAAACUUUGUCGGUGAAUAAAACUCUCAGGACUCUAAUGUGGGACAGAAACAACACAACCGUAUAUGGAUUUCUUGAUGUGAUUUCAGCUUUGGAAAGGAAUUUCAUCCUCACGAAAAUGCCUUUGCCCAUGAACGACAUUGCUGUGGCUUACCGGAGUCAUCCAGAGAAAAUGGAGGAAAUUGUGCACCAGAUACAGUCUUACCUUGCAAGAAAUCAGAUUCAAGCGAACCUGCCUAAGGAGACAAGCCAGCUCCAGAUAGACAGUCAAGCCAACUCUUCUGAACAGGCAGUGAAACAUGCUUGCCAGACUGUGCAGAGGUACAUUGGGCUGCUGAGCUGUGUUCAGGAUUUGGAAGUUAAGGCUGAUCUGCUUUGGGCUGAGGAAGCCAACAAGGAUGCAACCCUCUUCAUGGAUAUUUUGCCCAUUUUGUACGAGGCAGGAGGAAGGCCUUCCUACCAGAACUGCAAACUUCAGCACAAACUGGAAAAACUAAUUGAGGAAGUUUCUCAGACUUACAGCAAGGAAAUCCAGGCUGUUGUGCAGUCCCAGUUGGAUGCUAUGCAGAGUUUGCACCCUCAAAUUUUGCAGAAAACAGAUAUCUUGAAGCAAUUAUUCUGCAAUGCAUCAGAGACAACCUUCCUGGACCAGUUGCUGACCGAAGUGUAUGACGAGGUCAUGAAAAUCCAACGAUCAAUUACGGAGGCCAUGACCGAUAUUAUCACUGAGAAGACGUUGGAAGAGUUAACCACCAUUCAAGACAGGCUGGUGGCUGCCCAAUGGAGACAUUCUUGCUCUCUGGGUCUUCUGCCAACACCGAGUUUAAAUGGUCUGUCAGAACGGGCGCUGAAGGUAGGAGCCGACGAGAACAAGAUUGGGAGUCCCCAGCCUGAGCUGUCACUCAGCCGUGCCUCCGCGAAGUCACGCCCUGCUUCCACAAAGGAUGCUAAGCUUGGGAGCGGGCUGCUGCCUCGCACAGAGCCUGCAUCCGCAGCAUCCCUUAUGGACCUGCCGACUGCAGGGGAGAAAUUGGAGCAUUACACCCGAGACAGGCCCAGGCCGAACCGAAGGAACAGGCAGCCUCCCAGCAAGUCGAAUGUCCAGCCGCCUGUGCGUGAGAAUACAGAAGACAGAAGCAUUGCCAGGCUGGAUGAAGGCUUAGAUGAAUUCUUCACCAAGACGGUGAUUCAUGAAUAUUUACUUCCUACUUCCUUGGAAACCUCUCCAACAGCUGCCGCAUCACCAUCUUCUGGUUCUCGGACCUUGAAAAAGAAAAUCGGACACUUCUUUGCCUUCAAGAAGCCAAGGUCAAGUCGAGGGACCAAGUCCGAGAAAGACUCUGAGGGGAGCCCCUCACCAGCAAGAGGCAGGAAGUUGAUGCUCAGUGACAUUUUAAGGACCCCUAGCAAAGCCAACGACUCGGCCAAAGCGCUAAGCAAAUCUGAGGAAGGGGGGCUGGCUGGGGAGAACAGAGGCUACCUGGACCAAAGCCAGACACCAGAUAGUGCUCGUAGGGCCAGGCCAAAGUAUUCCAGAGAAGGGAAGUCUCAGUCUUUGAUACUCUUGUCAGGAGAAGAGACAGAGGGACUUGGUGUGAGGCAUGAGAAGAAGCGAUCCUUUGAGAAGAGCGAUGGUGAGCUGCCCAGUUCCUUUGAACAACGUGUCCAUGUCAUGUUGCAUCGGAUUGGGGUCACCAAGGUGUUGUCUUCUGAAGGCAAAAAGAAACAGAGCAAAGAUGGAGAAAUCAAAAAGGCCGGAUCUGAUGGGGAUAUUGUAGAUUGUUCGUCAGAGUCUCCUCCAUGCUCUCUGAAAUCACGAACCCACUCCAUAUCCACAGAUCCUUCCGUACGCACAGGAUCUGUGGAUCCCGUUGGCCGAGCAGGCACGGAGCCAAGCGGUGGAUCCUUUGAGGGCCGACUUUCGUGGAAGGUUCUUGGGAAGCAGCUGAACGCCGAGUUUAAGGGCAAGUGUUCGGAACUCAGCCCUUCGCCAAGAAGAGGUUUUGCCGGUCAGGAGCCAGCCGGGCUCCGGGAGCAAAAAGGGAGAGAGGGCUGGAGCAGCAGUUUGCCCAGGACUGGGAGAAGCACGGCUGCUCCUCUUCUGCUCAGGAGGACCAGCAAUGCGGGCGAAGGACGGGCGUCUGUCGAACUGCAGAAUUCCUUCGCCCACUUGAACACGGUUGCUGGAGACAAUCAGUUCAAACCCAAACCUCGCCUAAAGCCAGCGGUCAACCGAAGGGCCAUGUCUGUUCAUGAAGAGCAGCUCAGGGACCAGGCUUGUGCGGCCGAGCUUCACCAUGCAAAAUUCCCUCUUUCUUUGCAACGCUCCCCGAUUCUGAAAUGGAAGACUAAGCCCAAGUUGCUUUUGGAGACUGGACCGUCUGCACCCUCGGAUUCUCUAGGCCCUCCCCCGCAAGAACAGAAUGUGGUUGCCUCCGACUCAAGAGCAGAAACAGAAGAAGAGUUGCCCCAGGCUACAGAACAAACUCUAAAGAAUGCACAAAAUACAGCGCUAGACCAAAGAACUGCUGUGCCCCUCUCCAAGUCUCCAAUACAUGAGCAUUGAAUGAUUUCUGCAUGAUGGCCGCUCCGUUGAAGGACAGAGGGAAGGCUUACGGUUUGAAGCAACAGCCAGCGGUGAGGGUGCGAAGAGUUCUUUGGUACAAGGAUGAGCAAGGGACCUGCCCUCCCAUAGCUCCUUGGCUGGAAGAACUGGGAUUUCCAGUGAUGGAUAGUGGCAUCUUAAUCUCCUGCACGUCUUUUCUGGAUCGCCUCGUUUCAUCUUUCAUCCUUGUACACGCUCAUCAAAGUGCCCAGUAUUCUAAUGGUUUGUGUGAGGAAAGCCAAAAUCUCCAGUCUGCCGGAAACUGGCCUUUUCCAGCAGACGUUGUACAGUUGGUACCAGAUGUGACAAAUGUUAUAGUGCCAGAAACUCAGAACCACCAGCAGGCGGGAUGGGGGUUGUUUUACAUACACUAAACUUGCUUGCCUUGCAUUGUAUGUUUUGGAAGUUUGAGAGUAGGCUAGUUUGUGGUUUGUAGGGGAGUUAAAAGCAGGCACUCGGUUAAUCCAGGUACAUGUCUCUCGUAACAAACUUACUCCGCUACCAUCCUAUACCCCAUUUGCCCUUA